CAGAUAUAGUUAGAACCACAUGAGCCACAGCCACAGUUAGAAAAUCGAGUUGAGUAAUAAGGAGAGCCAACCAAUUAAAGAUGGGUUCCUUCUUGGAAGUGACUUAUUAUGGUGGGCCUACCAAUAAUGCUCAAUGCCUUUUAGCUACUCCACACAUAUACACGAAUAGGACCACCUCUAAAUCACUGUAAGGAUAAGAAAAAAAAUCAGAGAACAGAACAAAAUCAGCAGCCAUUAUUGAAUACCAACAACACCACUUGGGAUAGAAAUGCUUAAAUGAGUCAUCUGUUUUGCUGUUAGAUCAUAUCAUACAAUUCAAUUCAAUUUAGUUACUGAGCAAAAUUAUCAAAUGGCAGAUGCUGUUGUUUCGUUUGUGAUUGAAAGGCUUGGAGACUUGGUGAUUUCUGAAGCUCAAUUCUUGGGUGGAGUUGAAGCCCAAGUUGGGAAUGCACAAAUCAGGCUUCAAUGUAUGAGUGCUUUCUUAAAAGAUGCUGAUGCUUUGGUAAGAAAUGGUGAUGAGAGAGUUCGCCUUUUGGUUGUCCAAGUCAGAGAAAAUGCUCUUGACUUGGAAGAUGUUAUUGAGACUUAUGUCUUCAAAGUGGCUUUGAAGGGGAAUGAAGGAAGCAAAUGGAAAAGAUUUAUUUGCAUCUUCAGAGAAGAAAUUGACGUCCACAAAGUUGGAACAGAGAUUGAGAGGAUCUCAUCCGACAUUCAUACUUGGACUUCACAGUUAGAAGCUUUUGGAGUACGCAGAUCAAUACACAAUGCAGCUGAAGCUUCUUCAAGCAGCUAUGUUCAACAAGAAAGACAGUUAAGGCAAGCUUAUUCUUUUGUUGAAGACAAUGUUGUUGUUGGAUUCGACAAAGAUAUUAAAGAUUUGGUUGGCCUUUUGACUGAAAAAGAGAACCCUCAUAAGCAUAAGGUGAUCUCUGUAUGUGGGAUGGGUGGUUUGGGCAAAACUACUCUUGCAAAAAAGGUCUAUCAGCAUCCUCGUGUCAGGACUCACUUUGAUUGUUAUGCUUGGGCCUCAAUAUCUCAGCAGUGUAAUACACGCCAAGUCUUGGAAGGAAUUCACUUUUCUUUCACUUCUCCUACAUAUGCACAAAAAAAUCACAUAAAAAACUUAAGUGAUGUUGAAUUAGCAAGGGAGCUUUACAACUUUCAGAAACAGAAAAAAUGUUUGGUGGUUCUUGAUGAUAUAUGGACCACAACAACAUGGGAUCUUCUAAAACAUGCAUUCCCUACUACUCAAGGAGACACAGUACAUAGCAAGAUCUUACUCACUACUCGGAACAAGGAUGUAGCUUUGCAUGCCGAUCAACACGGUUUCAUCCAUGAACCUCAUUUGCUCAAUGAAGAGGAAAGCUGGGAGCUGUUUCAUAAAAAGUACUUCUCUGUUGGAGCAGAUCCAUCAAACUCAAAUUAUGAUGAAGAAAGGAAGAAAGAACUUGCGGUAGAGAUGCUUAGAAAGUGCUCUGGUCUGCCAUUAGCCAUCAUUGUGCUCGCUGGUCUUCUAUCUAAGAAACACACCUUAUAUGAUUGGGAGCAACUGAAAGCAAAUGUAAUUCGCUGGAUAGGUCAAGGUGGUCAACAACAUUAUGAUGACUCAAAAUACCGUAGUGUUCGGGGGGUGUUGGGUUUGAGUUACAGCGAGUUACCACGUCACUUGAAGCCUUGUUUUCUGUACUUGGCUCGUUACGCUGAAGAUGUCCCAAUAAGAGCAAAAGAGUUAUGUCUUGUGCUCAUAGCAGCAGAAGGUUUUAUAUCGCGAAGAGGAGGGUCUGUGGAAACUUUGGAGGAAGUGGCAUAUGAUUGGUUGUGUGAGUUGGUGGAGAGGAGUAUGAUUCAGGUCAAAGAAAUGAGUUUAACAGAAGGAAGGAUAAAAUCAUUUUGCAUUCAUGAUCUCAUGCGAGACUUGUGUGUGUCUAAAGCCCAAGAAGAAAACUUUCUACAUUUUACUGAUUGGCAGAAUAAAGGGGAAGAGUUUCCAAUAGAAACAAAGGUACGAAGAGUUUCCAUCUAUGAUAAUGGAAAUAUUGAUGGUAGUGAUUUUAUUCAUAUGCUUAGAAACAAAGAUGGCUCUCUCAGGUGCCUUGCUCUAUAUUGUGAAAGAAUUGAGAAAAGAAAAAGAAUAUUGAGACAUGCAUGCAAUCACUUUUUGAAGCUUAGAGUUUUGAUUAUUGGUCAGCGGUAUGCUUUCAAUACUUUCGAGUUGCCUAAAGAAAUUGGGAAUCUGAUCCAUCUAAGGUUAUUAAGUAUUCCUAAAUGGAAAAUAAAAAAGAUUCCAUCUUCUUUUGGCAAUUUAAGAUGUCUCCAGACUUUGAGAGUAUGGACCAGGAGUUAUAAAAUACCAAGUUCAAUGUGCAAGUUGGAGCAACUAAGGCAUCUAUAUCUUAUCACUGAAGAUGGUAAUGGCAUAGAAUUUGGUAAUUUCUUGAGGUCAACUAAGUCUAGAAAUUUACAAACAUUGGUAGGUAUUAGUACUAAGGAUCUUCUACUGAGUGAUCUUCUACAGUUGAAGAGUCUCAAGAAAUUAGGGAUUCGUGUGGAUCGAAAUUUUGUGACAUUCUUACACAAUCCCCAAUCUCUCACAUUCACUCGUCUUCUGUCUUUACAAAUGAAUAAUCUUUUUGGCACCAAGAUAGAUAUUGUUCCUUUGAUAUUAAGCUGUCCUCAAAUUUAUAAGCUUACAGUAGAGUUGCCUAUAAUAAGAUUACCAGAAGUCAACCAAUUCUCCCCAAAUCUCAUCAAGUUGAAGUUGACUGGGCUGUUACUUGAGGAUGAUCCAAUGCCAACAUUAGAAAAGCUACCAAAAUUAAGAGUCCUUAUGAUUAGUUUUAAUAGUUUUACAGGGGAUGAGAUGGUGUGCUCAAGAGGAGGUUUCCCUCGACUUGAAUCUCUUCAGCUUACUGGUCUAUAUUACUUGAAAGAGUGGAAAGUGGAGGAGAGUGCAUUGCCUACACUUGCCUAUUUGCGUAUUCAUUAUUGCAGCAAAUUGAGAGUUCCAGAUGGAGUAAGAAACAUUGUUACACUCAAUGAGAUAAAGAUAAUUUCUAUGCCUAAGAAAUUCAAAGAAAGGAUGGAGGAAGGAGGAGACGAUUUCCACAAAGUCAACCACGUGCCAUCACGUGUAUUCAUCAAUUGUGAUACAGAUUGACUAAAUAUGAAUUAAAGUGGGAGAAUAUCAUAUCAAGAUUUGGAGGAUGUGUUGUCACUGCCAAUCAUCAAUGUCUGUUUAUUCAAUUAUUAAUAUUUAAAAUAUAAAGUGUAAUAUUCGAAUUGUGUUGUGUUUUAAUUCUUAAAUUAGUGUCUGUUUUAAAUUUUUAUGUUUUAUAUGUUGUUAUGUAAUAUAUAUGUUUGGAUUGUUGUCUCA
Messenger RNA from Cannabis sativa, 3373 nucleotides. RefSeq names its product putative disease resistance protein At1g50180. Gene Ontology annotation, molecular function: ADP binding. NCBI's taxonomy places the organism in Eukaryota, Viridiplantae, Streptophyta, Magnoliopsida, Rosales, Cannabaceae. The record is from RefSeq and is a predicted model, not a curated record. Gene Ontology annotation, biological process: defense response to other organism. Bases 350 to 3157 code for a protein of 935 amino acids. The transcript is spliced from 3 exons.